Molecule: messenger RNA, 978 nt
Organism: Funneliformis geosporum
Lineage: Eukaryota; Fungi; Glomeromycota; Glomeromycetes; Glomerales; Glomeraceae
Source: the annotation of a GenBank genome assembly
AUGCCCGUUAAGCAUAAAGUUUUAUCAUUACAUUCAUCUGCAAAUGAAGGACCCGAUGGGGAUGUUUCAAUUUUCUUUGGUCUAUCCGGUACUGGAAAGACUACACUUUCUGCCGAUCCAAAACGUUUCUUAAUUGGUGAUGAUGAGCACUGCUGGUCGGACGAUGGUAUAUUUAACAUCGAAGGAGGUUGUUACGCAAAAUGUAUCAACUUAUCAGCUGAAAAAGAACCUGAAAUUUUCAAUGCCAUACGUUUUGGUUCAGUCUUGGAAAAUGUUGUUUAUGAUCAACAUACCAGAACUGUCAAUUAUGAUGAUUCAUCUCUUACAGAGAAUACUCGAUGUGCUUAUCCUAUUGAAUUCAUUCCAAAUGCAAAAGUACCAUGUAUUUCAUCAAGCCAUCCAAAGAAUAUUAUUUUAUUGACAUGUGACGCUUACGGAAUACUUCCACCAGUUUCAAAACUUUCUUCGUCUCAAGCUAUGUAUCAUUUUAUUUCUGGUUAUACCGCAAAAAUUGCAGGUACAGAAGAUGGAAUAACAGAACCAGAAGCUACAUUCUCUGCAUGUUUCGGACAACCCUUCCUCGUAUUACAUCCUUAUCGAUACGCUAAAAUGUUGGCAGAUAAAAUGGAACAUCAUCGGGCUGAUGCUUGGUUAAUAAACACAGGAUGGAAUGGUGGAGCUUAUGGUGUAGGAGAACGUAUAAAGCUCAAAUAUUCUCGAGCUAUUAUUGAUGCUAUUCAUUCCGGUGAAUUAACUAAAUCAGAAUAUGAAAAUUAUGAAGUUUUUAAUCUUAACAUUCCAAAAUCUUGUACCGGAGUUCCAUCAGAUAUCUUAAAUCCUUCUAGAACUUGGAAAGGAGCUCAAGCGGAUUAUGUUAAAACUAGAGAUUUAUUAGCUAAACGUUUUAUUGAAAAUUUCAAAAUUUAUCAAGAACAAACUGCUUCAGAAGUCGUUCAUUCUGGCCCAAUUCUUUCAUAA